UUGGGCAAUGUGGAUUAAUUAAAAGGAGAUCGUACAGCUUUCAAGUUUAUUGUUCUAAUGUCAGACAGCUGUAAAAUCGUGUAGACAGGUUGUCAUACAACAAACAGGGCUUCGGUGAAUAGAAUCUAAUGCUAAACAUUUAACGUACAAUACACGAAACACGCAAAAAAAUGGUCCCAGCCAAUGCUCAAACCACAUGCUCCAACUAGGAGGGGCUUGCUGCUCAAGUGGAAUGCCAAUCAAAGCAUCAACUUCAAAUUGUAUCUGAGAGAUCAGCUCAAGACCUAGGGGCAGACACAUCAGUUGGAGCUCAAUUGUUGAUCAGAUCACAUCCAACGGACUUGGAGCGAAAAACAGAGAACUGAGAUUUUAGAGGAGCGGAUUCAUUUCUGCUCCGUUCUCCAGUGCUUCAACACUUUCAAUUUGACUUCCUUAUUUUUUUUUCUUCUUCGCCCUGACUCUGCUGUAAGAUUGCGGUAGGAAAUGUCUUUUUCCCAGUUGGGCUACCCUCAGUAUUUAAGUGCCACCCAAGCGAUGUACGGAAGUGAUCGUCCGGGAGUGCUGGCUGCGUCUGCCCGCAGUGGAAGCUCCGAAAUUGGGGGAAAUCCGUCGGCUACAGCUGCUGCAGUCACGUCGAUGUUGGGCAUGUACGCCAACCCCUAUGCAGCGCACAACUACAGUGCAUUUCUACCUUACACCAGUGCUGACUUGGCUCUAUUCUCUCAGAUGGGAUCCCAAUAUGAACUUAAAGAAAGCCCAGGCGUUCACCCCGCUAGCUUCGCAGCUCAUAGCAGUCCAGCCUUUUACCCAUAUGGGCAGUUCCAGUAUGGAGACCCUGCUAGACCCAAGAAUGCCACAAGGGAGAGCACCAGUACACUUAAAGCCUGGCUUAAUGAACACAGGAAAAACCCCUAUCCGACAAAAGGAGAAAAGAUAAUGUUGGCUAUAAUAACAAAGAUGACUCUCACACAAGUCUCCACCUGGUUUGCGAAUGCCAGAAGGAGACUCAAGAAGGAGAACAAGGUGACGUGGGGUGCGAGAAGCAAAGAAGAUGAAGACAGCAACAUAUUCGGCAGCGAUAACGAAGGUGACACGGAGAAGAACGAGGACGAGGAAGAAAUUGACUUGGAGAGCAUAGACAUUGAUAAAAUUGAUGACAACGACGGAGAUCAGAGUAACGAGGAUGACGAGGACAAAUCAGAGGGCCGGGAUAGAGUAGAGCUGGACAGUAUGGAGAAGAGACGGGCAUUGGCCCUCCAAGCCUUUGAUAAAUCAAAAGACACGAUUUCCGUCGGCAAAAUGCCGUCUGAUAACAACAGCACUAGAGUACUUUCUCCCAGCGGACAGGGAAGUUUCCAGCUACCAGUAAAUAAUAAGCCCAAAAUAUGGUCCUUAGCAGAGACAGCAACCAGCCCCGAUAGUUCCCAGAAAGCCACGUCACCCUCUGUCCCUGCCAGUCACGCUUCACCCCAGAUCCAGCACCCGGCUUUCCUCCCCAGCCAUGGACUGUACACAUGCCAGAUUGGAAAGUUCCACAACUGGACAAAUGGCGCUUUCCUCGGCCAAAAUUCCCUGCUGAACGUGAGGUCUUUUCUGGGAGUAAAUCAACAUCAUAAUCACCACCUCCAAACACAGCAACAGCCGACCUCGGUGGUUGUAUCAUCUGUAGCGGCACUCAGCAACGAAAAAGUCCCAGAGGAACUCAGUCCGAAGCACAUAGAGCGUGAAAGUGUGCAAAAGGCCGAAUCCCCGACACAGGCGUUAAAGUCAUCUUUCCGACCAGUUCAUGACAGUCCCAGGAAUCAGCAAGAGGCGUCGCAGCGAGUUCUAACGGCUCUUUCUUCAGCCUGAUCAAGACAUUUUUCCGGGGUGGGGUCUUGGGGGGUAGGGUGGGGGGGGGG
This is a messenger RNA of Brienomyrus brachyistius, 1901 nucleotides long. It is a transcript of the gene irx1a, whose product is annotated as iroquois homeobox 1a. The record is from RefSeq and is a predicted model, not a curated record. Gene Ontology annotation, cellular component: nucleus. Gene Ontology annotation, biological process: regulation of transcription by RNA polymerase II; neuron differentiation; cell development. Gene Ontology annotation, molecular function: RNA polymerase II cis-regulatory region sequence-specific DNA binding; DNA-binding transcription factor activity, RNA polymerase II-specific. NCBI's taxonomy places the organism in Eukaryota, Metazoa, Chordata, Actinopteri, Osteoglossiformes, Mormyridae. Bases 484 to 1851 code for a protein of 455 amino acids. The transcript is spliced from 4 exons.